CCAUGGUACAGACGCGUAUCUCCACUUUACAACGAUCCGAUAUCAACCGCAAACUCCCGCCUUGAGGGCCUGCAUGUGGCGCGAGCCGCUUGUUUUGGAAGAACCCCGCAUCACUGACCACGAUGAGGCGCGCAUCGCUGGACCUCAGCGAGCCUGCUCGGAACAUCGAGGAGUCGAACGGGCAGCCAUCUGCAGGCACGGCUGACGCUGCCGCUGCCGCUGACGGCUCCCUGCCGGCGCCCGCCGAAGAAAUGGAGCUGGCCGAGGAAAUGGACCUGGCCGAAGGCGAGGGUGAAAACACGAAGGUCUACCCCCUGCCUCCACACAUCGCCGCCCGACUGUUCUACCGCCCGACAAACCAGACCCGCCGCAAGGACAGCGCCGCUUCGUCGCGCCGGAACAGCAUAUCCUCUGCACAUUCCCGCUCCUCGCACGGCUGUGGCCGCAGCGGAGGGCCGCAGAGCAAAUAUGUCGCACAGCAUCUGCGCCGCGCCUCGAUUCUCGAGGAUCGAAAGGCGCGGCUUGCCGACCGUGCUGCCCAUGCCGAAAAGGUGCGCCUCCGGGCGGCGCUCGCCAAGGCCAUGGCCAGGAACACCAGUGCGAGCGAGGAGAGGGCGCUUGCCGCCGCGCAGGCGCGGGAGCGCAACCUCGCUGAGAUUGCCGCUGCAUGUGCCGAGGAAGUCAGACGCGCCAAAGCGGUGGCCGAAGCCAUGAAGGAAAAACGCGAGCAAGAGAUGCGCAAGAUGAGGCUGCAGAUGGAAGAGCGGCUUGCCGAGGCCGAGCGGCGGCGGGAAGAGCUGCGCAACCGGAACGUGGCGAAAGCCAGGGGGAGGGAGCGAGGACAGAGUCUCGGAACCCGGAAGCCUAUGUCGGUUGAGGUCAUGCCUGGGGUCAAGGAGGUCAAGGAACACGAACCCAGGCCCCUCACCGUCGAAGCUGCUGCCUCGAAGAUUCAGUGGGUCUGGAGGGCUAGAAAGCGGAAGCAGACUGUUGCCGAGUUCUCGGCACUGGGAUUGUCGCUGGACGCGGUCAGAGGGACUUCAUUUGAUGAAGUCACCAUGCUGCUGUCCCAGGAGAAGGUGCUGCUCUUGACAGCGCGUAUCCUCCGCAUCUGCGGACUCAACGAAGGCGAUCCCGGCUUGGUGGAGGAGAUGGCUGCUGUACGGUCUUUCCUGAGUGCCUUCCUCAUCCUGGGCCAUCCAUCCCAGGUGCUCAGCAACAAGGAGGAACCAGAAGUCCCUGAAGAGACAGGGCCAAGCUAUGCACAACCCAUUCCCAAAGACAAUCUGGCCAACCCCCAAUCGCAAGAAUUGGUGGGCAAGGCCAGAGAUUUGCUGGUUUUGUUCGAGAACAUCCUGGGGCGCCUGACCGCUUUCAACAACUACACAGCACCCCCGGCUCUGAUGGCGGCUUUUCCAGAGGUGUACGCAACCUUCUACAACGCGUUGAUUGCGUGGAAGGCGCGAGACUCCAGCUCUCUCAUCGACUUGAUGGUAAUGCAGUUCGUCGAGCUAGACGCCAUUUGGGAGUCCGUCAAAGACACGACGGACGGCUCGGUGGAUCAGGUGUACAAGGAGAGCAUCCGGAAUAACCAACUUCUCCUGCUCGUGCGGAUCAAGAAGCUCGCUGGCCCGGCCAAAGGGAAGCAACUGGUCGCAGACGCCGUAAGGGCCGCGCGCAAGGCACGGGCGAAGAAGCCAGUCGGCGAUACGAGGCCGCGUGUUGCAGACCAUUCGGUCACGGAGACGGCAAUGGGGGUCCUUGGCGUGGAAGAGCACCACAAUCAGCCAUCGCAGACGCAGACGCCGACGCCCCCGGCUACGCCGUCGAGAAAGGCUGAGCCGUUCAAGAUCAGCAUCGUGCUCCCCAGCGGAAAGAGCCUGUUGCCCGAGAACAGGAUCGUGGUCCACGAGUUGGCCAUCAACAAGGAGUUCCGCACCGAAGCCCACGAAUACCAUGAGCAGCAGAUGCAUCUGUUUGCGCCUCUCUUCGACGAGAUGCGGUCGACGAUGCAGGCGCACAACCAGGAAGCCCACUUUUUCCUGCUGCUCAAGGCUGCCGAGCUGAUCCGAGACAAGCUGCAGCGGCUCGUCAAGCCCGGCAACUCCAUGCAUACCUUCAUUGGUGAACUGCUGGAUACGGAGAUCGCCCGACGCCAAUUCACAAUGGGAAGCUUCUCCUACGAGAAGUUUUUCCAGGCCAUGGGGUCGCUGCUCCCGAAACUCUGUGCGCCAGUCAGAGACGACGAAGUCAAGACGCUCGUCGAGGUGAAGCUCAGCCAGGGCAGUUACGUUGACCGCCUCGAGGCGCUGAACUCCUUCAUCGAUGUCAUGCUUAGCGACUAUGCGAACUACCUACUACAGCUCGCAGCGCCGCAGCUCAUCCAGCAUGCGCCGGCGUAUGAGGCAAAGGCUUUCGCGGCCGACAUCGAAGCCGGCAUUCACGACCUGUCCGUCGCAAGCCGGGCAUGGCGCGCGGCACGGCAGAAAAUCCUCGCCGAGACGUCUCGUCGAGAUUCUGAGGGCAGUACCCAAGCGGCCUCCCGCCCCACGGCGAAUCGCAUCUACGCCCAACUUCUUGUCGACCUGUUUACACAGGUCUCUCCAGUCCCACGGGAGGACAUGCCCGAAAUGUUGCGCCUCGACCACAUGCGCGUCCUCGAAGCAGGGCGUGUGACCCGACACAUCAUCACCACUGGGGCGAUCCUGCUGCAGUGCAAAAACCUCUUGAAGCGCGACGUCCGGGCUCCCUGGAGGCAGGAGGCGCAGCGCAUCCUCGCGGUGCUCGAAAAGAGCGAGGACCCACGCGCCGAGAUAACACCUGAAGUCGCCGCCGAGGGCAUCAUCGCCGCGCUCGAGGCAGGGCGGUCGAUGCCGGCGGCAACGAAGCAGCACCUCCGGGGGAUGGUGCACAAGUUCCUCGCCGCCAGCGCCGAGGUGGCGGCGCCUUCGCAGAGGGGCCGCGACAUUCAGGAGCCGGUGUUGAGGCUGCUGCUGAACCGGCUGCGCGGACACCUACUGGCGAGGCUGACGGCUGCAUCGGCGAGCGAGAAAGUCAAGGCGACCAGCACGGCCGGUGAGAAGCUGGCGUCGCUGGGGCUGGCCGAGUUUGUGGACAAGGUCAGGGACAUGUUGGAUAUGAUGGGCCGCGUGUCCGCUGUGGACCGGGACGCGCACGGCACAUGGUGGGAUCAGGUCGCCGAAGCGGCUGAGGCGGAGGAUGCUGGCUCGCGGCUGGCUUCCCCUGCGCGCUGAAGCAGAUUGCGGAUUGGGUUAGCGGGGAUCGGAUACCAUGCAUAUUCCGGGGCAUUUGGAAGGGGGCGUGUUGGCAUUGGGAUUCUCUGCGUGGUGCACGAUGGAAUGGACUCGGACUGCUUGCAGCUUUCUUCUCGGCUCGGU
This is a messenger RNA of Thermothielavioides terrestris NRRL 8126, 3398 nucleotides long. RefSeq lists its product as uncharacterized. Lineage: Eukaryota; Fungi; Ascomycota; Sordariomycetes; Sordariales; Chaetomiaceae. The record is from RefSeq and is a predicted model, not a curated record. The transcript has a single exon. The coding region runs from base 123 to 3254 and encodes 1043 amino acids.